Lampris incognitus (smalleye Pacific opah) is the source of this 4066-nucleotide messenger RNA. RefSeq names its product 1-phosphatidylinositol 4,5-bisphosphate phosphodiesterase beta-4-like. The transcript has 40 exons. The record is from RefSeq and is a predicted model, not a curated record. Gene Ontology annotation, biological process: lipid metabolic process; phosphatidylinositol-mediated signaling. NCBI's taxonomy places the organism in Eukaryota, Metazoa, Chordata, Actinopteri, Lampriformes, Lampridae. Gene Ontology annotation, molecular function: calcium ion binding; phosphatidylinositol-4,5-bisphosphate phospholipase C activity. Bases 344 to 4066 code for a protein of 1240 amino acids.
UCCUGAUCAGACCGCAUCAGGCCAUUCACCACUGGAGGGCGAGUGGUACAAGAGGACUGGGACGCGCUGAGAGGAAUACACAGGACGAGGGUGAGGGGAUAGAGAGAGCAGCAUCUGGAAGCGAGAGAGAGAGAGAGAAAAUCCCGGCCCGGCCACUGCAAAGCAUCAUAUUCCGCCAUCGGAUUAAAUCCGUCCCCCGUCUCCGACACUAAAUCACGCCAAGAAAUGAGUUUGUGCUGUGAAGACUCUUCAUGCUGAACUGAGCGGUCCAGUGCUGUCCUCCAGUGUGUCCCUCCCCCUCGGUUUUCUGUCUCUCCGUCUGUCACCUGGUUUGUGAGCAGCCAUGACAAAGUCCUAUGAGUUCAACUGGCAGAAGCACCUACCUGAGUUCAUGCAGGAAGGCGUCUCUUUCGACAGAUUCGAUGAGGACCCAUACGUCUUUGAGCCCAACUGUCAGAUGAGGGUGGACGAGUUUGGUUUUUUCAUCACCUGGAAGAGUGAGGGAAAGGAGGGUCAGGUUCUCGAAUGUUCCCUCAUCAACAGCAUUCGGGUUGGAGCCGUGCCAAAGGACCCAAAGAUCCUGUCGUCAUUCGAGGCCAUCGGGAAGACGGAGUCAGACUUGGAGGGCUGCGUCAUCUGUAUCUGCAGCGGCACAGACCUUGUCAACCUCAGCUUCAUGUUCAUGGUGGCCGAUAGUCCCGACACAGCCAGGAAGUGGACUGAUGGGUUGAGGUCAGUGAUUCACAACUUUAAGGCCAACAAUGUCUGUCCAAUGACCUGUCUAAAGAAACAUUGGAUGAGAAUGUGCUUUCUGACCAACGUGAAUGGGAAGAUUCCAGUGAGGGGCAUCACACGAACGUUUGCAUCAGGGAAGACAGAGAAGGGGAUCUUUCAGGCCCUAAAGGAGCUUGGUCUGCCCAGUGGCAAGAAUGAUGAGAUUGAGCCAUCGGCGUUCACCUUCGACAUCUUCUACGCCCUCACGCAGAAGAUCUGCCCUCGCACAGACAUCGAGGAGCUCUUCAAAAAGAUCAAUGGGGACAAAACUGAUUAUUUAACUGUAGACCAGUUAGUCAGCUUUCUGAAUGAAAAUCAGCGCGACCCCAGGUUAAACGAGAUCCUGUUCCCGUUCUACGACCCCAAGAGAGCCAUGCAGAUCGUUGAGAAAUACGAGAGAGAUUCAGAUCUUAAGAAGAAAGGCCUUAUGUCCAGCGAUGGUUUCUGUCGGUACCUGAUGUCUGACGAGAAUGCACCGGUGUUCCUGGACCGGCUGGAGCUGUACCAGGACAUGGAUCAGCCGCUAGCCCACUACUUCAUUAGCUCCUCACACAACACUUACCUUACAGGCCGACAGUUCGGGGGGAAGUCCUCCGUGGAAAUGUACCGCCAGGUGCUCCUGUCCGGAUGCAGGUGUGUAGAGCUAGAUUGUUGGGAUGGGAAAGGAGAGGACCAGGAGCCAAUCAUCACUCAUGGCAAGGCCAUGUGCACAGACAUCCUGUUUAAGGAUGUUAUCCAAGCUAUCAAAGACACAGCGUUUGUCACAUCAGAGUAUCCCGUUAUCUUGUCCUUUGAAAACCAUUGCAGUAAACCACAACAGUAUAAGAUGGCCAAGUAUUGUGAGGAGAUCUUCGGGGACCUUCUCCUCAGACAACCUCUGGAGGGCUUUCCGAUUGAAGCUGGGCGCCCUUUACCCUCCCCGACUGACCUCAAACGCAAAAUCCUCAUCAAAAAUAAACGCUUAAAACCAGAAGUGGAACAGAAACAGCUGGAGUCCUUUAAGAAGCACAUGGAGGCAGGAGAAACCAACACCCCCGCCAUCAUACUGGGAGAGGAAAAUGAGGAGGACACAGAGAAUGGAGAGAAGGAGCCUGAUGACAAGGAGCUGAAUUCGGAGGCCCCCAGCAGUCUGUCAGAGGAGCCCAGUGAGAAGGAGGCCAACAGCAUUUCCCAGAGCAACACUGUCAGUUCGAGGAAAGAGGGGGAGCACAACAACAGCAUCAAGAAGGUAAAUGAUGAUGAGGUGACAGAGAUUUCAGAGGCCACAGAGGCAACAGACGCCACAGACAUCUCUGAAGCAUCCGACCAGGACAACAACAAAAAGGGUGGGGAGGCAGCAGAAGACUCCGAAGAGGCACUAAUAGCCCAGUACACGUACGUGGGAGCCACCACCAACAUUCACCCCUACCUCUCAGCCAUGGUCAACUACGCACAGCCUGUCAAGUUCCAGAGCUUUGACAUGGCAGAGGAGAGGAACAUCUAUCAUAACAUGUCGUCUUUCAAUGAGUCGGUUGGCCUGGGCUAUCUGAAGACCAACGCCAUCGAAUUUGUCAACUACAACAAGCGUCAGAUGAGCCGUAUCUACCCCAAAGGGGGCCGCGUGGACUCCAGUAAUUACAUGCCUCAGAUCUUCUGGAACGCCGGCUGCCAGAUGGUCUCGCUCAACUUCCAGACCCCAGAUUUGGCCAUGCAGUUGAACCAGGGAAAGUUUGAGUACAACGGCUCCUGCGGGUUCCUGCUGAAGCCCGACUUCAUGCGGCGGUCAGACAGGAUGUUUGACCCCUUUUCAGAGACGCCCGUGGAUGGGGUCAUUGCCGCUACCUGCAGCGUACAGGUGUUCUCUGGCCAGUUCCUGUCGGAUAAGAAAAUCGGCACGUACGUGGAGGUCGACAUGUACGGGCUGCCGACGGACACCAUCCGCAAGGAGUUCCGCACGCGCAUGGUGAUGAACAACGGGCUGAACCCCGCCUACAAUGAGGAGCCCUUCGUCUUCAGAAAGGUGAUCCUACCAGAUCUGGCGGUGCUGCGUAUAGCCGUCUACGAUGACAACAACAAGCUGAUAGGCCAGCGCAUCCUGCCCCUGGACGGCCUUCAGGCGGGCUACCGCCACAUCUCCCUGAGGAACGAGGGCAACAAGCCCCUGUCGCUGCCCACCGUCUUCUGCCAAAUUAUCCUCAAGACCUACGUGCCCGACGGCUUUGGAGCGAUUGUUGAUGCCCUGUCAGACCCAAAGAAGUUCCUGACCAUAGCUGAGAAGAGAGCUGACCAGAUGAAGGCUCUAGGCAUCGACACGAACGACAUAGCAGAUGUACCCAGCGGGAGCUCAAAGAACGAUAAAAAGGGGAGGGGGAAAGGCGACACGGUCAAGGCCAACGUGACACCGCAGGCCAGUUCGGACAUGGCUCAGACCUCCAAUUCCGCUCAAAACAACACCGCAGAGACCAAGAAGGCCGCGCUUGUGCCUAAUGUCAGUAUUGACGACUUGAAACAAAUGAAGACGUACCUUAAGUUGAUUAAGAAGCAGCAGAAGGAGCUGAACACUUUAAAGAAAAAACAUUCAAAGGAUCAAAACGUCAUGCAGAAAUCCCAUUGCACCCAGGUGGACAAGAUGGUCUCUCUGAAUGACAAGGAGAAGACAACGCUGGAGAAAUUGCUGGAGAAAGCAAUUAAGAAACGAGGGGAAAACAACUGCCAAGAGCUGAAGAAGGAGACAGAAGAUAAGAUCCAAACACUAACCACUGACCACAAAGCUAAGGUGAAGGAAAUCACAGCGCAGCACACCAAGGAGUGGUCAGAGCUGAUCAGCAGCCACAGCAACGAGGAACAGGAGAUGAGGGACAGCCAUGUCACACAGCAGUGUGAGCACCUCAAGAAACUACUGACCACUGUCCAAGAACAGCAGACCAUGCAGCUCAAACUCAUCCAUGAGCGGCAGAGCAAAGAGAUGCGCGCCAACCAGGCAAAGACCUCCAUGGAGAACAGCAAAGCCAUCAGCCAGGACAAGUCCAUCAAAAACAAGGCGGAGAGAGAGAGGAGAGUGCGAGAAUUGAACAGCAGUAACACUAAAAAGUUCCUGGACGAGAGAAAAAGGCUGGCCAUGAAGCACCAGAAGGAGAUGGAGCAGCUAGAAAAGAACCAGAGGGAACAGUUGGAGAAACUGGACAAGUUCAACGAGCAGCUUUUGAAAUCACACCAUGCAAACAAACAAGUUCAAGGCCAAAGCAAUGCAGCAGAUGGUGAAGUUGGAGGAGGAGAUGGAUCGCAGACCUGCCACAGUGGUGUGAGCAACUAA